Messenger RNA from Aspergillus terreus NIH2624, 1032 nucleotides. RefSeq names its product ceramidase. The record is from RefSeq and is a predicted model, not a curated record. Lineage: Eukaryota; Fungi; Ascomycota; Eurotiomycetes; Eurotiales; Aspergillaceae. Gene Ontology annotation, biological process: ceramide catabolic process; ceramide biosynthetic process. Gene Ontology annotation, cellular component: endoplasmic reticulum membrane. The transcript has 3 exons. Bases 1 to 1032 code for a protein of 343 amino acids.
AUGUACCUUCCUUCGUUUCCAUAUCCCCAACCCAAGGACGGGUACUGGAGUCCGGUCACUUCAACCUUGAACUGGUGUGAAGAAGACUACUAUGCCACCAAAUACUCCGCCGAGAUCGUCAACACCCUGACCAACCUGCUAUUCAUGUGGCUUGGUGUCAAAGGGUUCCUCAGUUGUCGUCGUCAUGGACAUGAUACUAUCUUCAAAGUCGCUUAUCUGGGGUAUCUCGUCGUGGGAACGGGGAGUUUCCUGUUCCACUCCACGCUGAAAUGUAAGGUCGAGCGUCAUAUACUUGCGUUGAACCGCACGUUGACUUCUCUCCUCCCAGACCCCAUGCAGCUUGUCGACGAGCUCUCCAUGAUCUACACCACCUGCCUGAUGGCCUACGCUUCCUUCUCCUACUCGAGGCCGACGUCCGUCCGCAUUGUCCUGGCCAUCUCCCUCGCCAGUCUGGCUGUCUUCAUCACCCUCUACUACCACUACCUCCAAGACCCCGUUUUCCACCAGAACGCAUACGCUCUCCUAACCACCGUUGUGGUUAUCCGCAGCAUGUACACCAUGGAAGUGACCCUGCGCCCGCGUUGGCGCCACUCGACCGAGGAAGACCGUCUGGCUCGCCAGAAACAGGGUCUCCCCGUGCUGUCCAAGGAGCGCCAGCACUACGAGAACGUUCGCGAUGUCAAAAUUCUCAAGACCAUGUGGUUUAUGGUCGUUUACGGUCUGACCCUGUUUUUGGGUGGGUUCGGCAUCUGGAACCUGGAUAACCACUACUGCUCAAAGAUUCGCGUUUGGCGCCACGCCGUCGGACUCCCGUGGGGUAUUUUCCUCGAAGGUCAUGGCUGGUGGCAUCUCAUGACUGGCAUCGGGGCUUACAUGUACAUUGUCUGGGGAACUUGGUUGCGCCACUGCCUGAACAAACGUCAGGAGGAGUUCCAUCUCUGGUGGCCUCAUUACUGGAAUUUUCCCGAGAUCCUGCGCACGAACAUCGGAUCGAAGCGCGCUGAGAACGGGACCGCAAAGAAGUCCAAUUAA